Molecule: messenger RNA, 258 nt
Organism: Babesia sp. Xinjiang
Lineage: Eukaryota; Apicomplexa; Aconoidasida; Piroplasmida; Babesiidae
Exons: 2
Coding region: 1-258 (85 amino acids)
Source: RefSeq, a predicted model, not a curated record
AUGGCGACAUCGUUUUUCACCGAAUUGCGUGCAGAGCACGCCAAUCCAGUGAACGCUGCGCUCCAGAUAAGAAGAGUUGACCGGGUGAAUCAUUCUGCACGAAGACUCGUCGAAGAGAUGCGAAUGAGUGUCGACGAGGCCAGUAUUAUUAGCAAACGUGUACGUUGCGAUGGGGAGUGCAGAGAUGCCCGUGCAAGAAGUAUCCCAUUCGAUGAAGUGCUUAUAAAGGGCAUUUCUUUUGCUGCACAUAUAAGAUGA